Colletotrichum spaethianum is the source of this 918-nucleotide messenger RNA. Its product is annotated as putative oxidoreductase. The transcript has a single exon. NCBI's taxonomy places the organism in Eukaryota, Fungi, Ascomycota, Sordariomycetes, Glomerellales, Glomerellaceae. The record is from RefSeq and is a predicted model, not a curated record. Bases 1 to 918 code for a protein of 305 amino acids.
AUGGUGCGCUUCAAUACGAACACAGAUAUCCCCGAUCUUUCAGGCAAGGUCAUUCUUGUUACCGGGGGCAACAUCGGUCUAGGAAAGGAGACGAUCACCCAGUUCAGCAAACAUAACCCAGCCCACAUAUAUCUCGCAGCGAGGAAUGAAACCAAAGCCCUGGCUGCAAUCGAGGAUAUUAAGAAUGCAGUACCGAAUGCAGCUCCUAUUACGUUCUUGGAGGUUGACUUGACGUCGUUCGAGAGCAUCAAACGCGCUGCGAAAGAGUUCCAAUCCGAAUCGGAGACCCUGCACAUCCUCGUCAACAACGCAGGUAUUAUGGCCUGGCCGCCCAAUACAACCAAGGAGGGCUACGAGAUUCAAUUCGGCACAAACCACAUGGGCCAUGCUCUUUUAACCAAGCUGCUGCUGCCCACCUUGCAACACACCGCCAAAACCAGCCCAGACAAGGACGUGCGCAUUAUCUCACUCUCCUCGGCGGCAGAGAGCUGGGUUCCGAGUGACCUUUACACUUUUGACGACCUCAAGACCGACAUGGCAUCUACCGGAACCUGGACCCGCUAUGGAGUCUCAAAAGUUGCCAACAUUCACCACUCCAGGGCUCUCGCAAAGCGAUACCCUGAGAUCCGCUGCAUAGCUGUCCAUCCGGGAGCUGUGAGCACGAAUCUCACCAGCGGACUUGCAGCUAGCUGGCCAAUAAUCAAACCAUUAAUGAGCAUUGCUUCAUGGCUCACCUUAUCGUCUGUCGCCAAUGGCGCCAAGAAUCAGAUCUGGGCUUCGGUCAGCCCGGAUGCUGAGACCGGCGUGUUCUAUUGGCCGGUGGGCGUCAAGGGAAAAGACUCCAAGCACGCAAAGGAUGAAGAGCUUAGCGAGAAGUUGUGGGAGUGGACCGAGAAAGAGCUGGAAGCACACUCUUAA